UGCGUGGCUUUUGGGCCGCCCCUCGCGAUGCUUGGAAUGUAUUGGCCAAAUUGGAAUACGAACUUGGGAGGAGGAUUAGAUUCUAAGGCGUUCAUGAAGUGCGCCUGGGAUUUGGUGUGACAGAUUCAUGCGUGCAUCGGUUUGUCCGCUACAGUAGGUUCUUUGGUGUCGGGGAACGGCGUGCUGUCUUUACUUGUCAGACUAUAAAUCUGUGUUAAUUCCCACAUCAGCAGAAUGUGCAAAAACAAAGGCUGCAUCAAGCAUAACUAUCUCUUUUUUAAGUUGAUUUUUCUGCAACUAUGUUUGCCAACAUGGACCGUCAGAUUUCUUAUACCGGACCUCUCCCAAGCACCACUUCAAAACUUCAUCAUUUGCCCCAAAUAGAUCCCCUCUUUUCACUCCCAUCAGUGCCCUAUACAUCCACCUUAAAACCACAUACCACUCCCAUGAAUCACCCCCUCCCACCAAAGCCACCUGUUUCCAAGAAUUUCAUUUCUGGAAGCUUCGCGCCUCCCCACGCCUCAGCGACAGCGCCAAGAAACGCAAAGGGGAAAGGCAACAGCAACACUGGCGAGAAUAUGGGCAAACUGCAUACAAAACGUGCAGUCUGCCGUGAUACGGCAAUCAGAUCUCCCGUGAACACGCUUGGCAUAUCCAAAGCCGCCUCCCAGAUCAAAGUCCACGGACGCGACGACCUUGAACUUAUUGACCGUAUGCUCGAUGAUCUCAAAAGCCUCGAUGAACUUGAUGACCUGCCACACCCGGAUACCUUAUUCUCCUUCUCACAGAAAGAUGAUAAUUUGCACAAUAAAUCCCCGGGAGAGCCCCUGGGCACCGCACAACUCUACACCUGGCCCUCAGAUAUACAACGAUCAUAGCUCUCCAGGGAAAGCCAAUCAAGGCGCCUACAAUAUCGAAUGUACUCCCCCGUCACUU
Messenger RNA from Aspergillus sclerotioniger CBS 115572, 936 nucleotides. RefSeq lists its product as uncharacterized. The record is from RefSeq and is a predicted model, not a curated record. NCBI's taxonomy places the organism in Eukaryota, Fungi, Ascomycota, Eurotiomycetes, Eurotiales, Aspergillaceae. The transcript is spliced from 3 exons. Bases 300 to 878 code for a protein of 192 amino acids.